AUGGUCGAUGCAAAGCUUGGCGACGACUUUGGGAAGAUGACCGCCAAGUACUUGUACAAGCUCUACGCAGAGAAAGGCAUCAUGCUCUGUGUGUGCACGAAGCACUAUGGCGAGAAGACCUCAAGUCCCUUCAACUCGCAUGAAGACCUCCGCUUUGCUCUAGACUACAAGAUUGAGGUAGUUCCUUUAAAGGUGGAGGAGGAAUAUCCCCCAAAGCCUGCCAGUGGAGCGGACCACCCUUAUGACAAGGACAGCGACGCUGACUCCUUGAUAAAGAUGGUUCUGAGGCGCAAUGUCCACUGGCUGGACUGUUUGAGUAAGGAGAAGGCGCUCAAAAGCGUCGACUGGAUUGCCAGGGAGAUCGCCAAAAGGCUUUUGGGAGGUCAAGCUGAUGCCUCAGCUUGGGACAUAGCGCCUAUCAGCAGCAUCCCCAGCCUGGUUCAGCAUCUGGCAGGGGGAACGCCUGAAAUGCAGAAGGAUGCUGUCAACAAGCUCUGGCGCAUGGCAGAUGACAAAGGCCAGGAAAUGGUGCAAUGCGGCGCCAUCACACCCUUAGAUAAGGCAGCGCAGCUACUUUGUAUUUUGGCUAAGAGCAAUGCCGACUGUAACCUUGCUGACGAAGAGGAUGCCAUCCAGGGGCUGAUGGAGAUCUUGAAGGAGCGCAUCUCCGAGAGCAGCACAUCCAGAACUAGGGACCUGGUGUUGGAAGUUUUUUGCAAAUUGGCUGACAACAGCGAUGGCAGGAAGGAGAUUGCGAACUAUUGUGACGUGGACGAUCUUCUGAAAUUCCUGAGGACCAGGAACAAAAAGCCGAAGGAGCUAGCAAUGGAGCUGGCUGCUGUGCUACUCCACCAUUUGUACUACAAACGGGAUGCUGACAAACCUGCCAUCGCAGCCGCCAUUGCAAGCAAGUCGGGCAUUCCACCCUUGUUGGAGCUGAUGAAGCGCGAAAUUCCACCAGAAGCUGUGACCUUACUUGUCAAGCUGUCAGACCACAAGGAAUGCCAGGCUGCUUUUGUCCAGGGUGAUUGCAUUGCGGCGUUGAUGGAGGCGGUGCUCAGCAGCAAAGUCAAGACUUCCACGCGCGACUUCAGCGUCGAGAUUCUGCACAACCUGGCACGUGGGAGCAAUGACUGCAGAAAGGCCAUAAUCCCAGAGUUGACACAAGAGCUGGCAGGGGACCACAAGAACGCUGCUGCAGGAGCUUUGAGAAUUUUGGCAACAGACUGCCAGAGCAAGGUUGCCAUCCUCAACGCCAAGGCUAUCCAGCCCCUAGUUCGUCUUCUCUGUGAGGGUGACGAGACUGGGAAGGAGCGUGCAGCGGGGGUUCUGCAGGCCUUGUCUAUGCUCGAUGACAACGGCAAGGAGGACGUCGCAAAAGCUGGCGCGAUCCUGCCGUUGGUGAAUCUCUUGAUGGAAGG
This is a messenger RNA of Symbiodinium pilosum, 1421 nucleotides long. The record is from the annotation of a GenBank genome assembly. NCBI's taxonomy places the organism in Eukaryota, Dinophyceae, Suessiales, Symbiodiniaceae.